Molecule: messenger RNA, 690 nt
Organism: Botrytis fragariae
Lineage: Eukaryota; Fungi; Ascomycota; Leotiomycetes; Helotiales; Sclerotiniaceae
Product: putative nadh-ubiquinone oxidoreductase 23 kda subunit protein
Exons: 5
Coding region: 1-690 (229 amino acids)
Biological process (GO): mitochondrial electron transport, NADH to ubiquinone; mitochondrial respiratory chain complex I assembly
Cellular component (GO): membrane
Molecular function (GO): 4 iron, 4 sulfur cluster binding; NADH dehydrogenase activity
Source: RefSeq, a predicted model, not a curated record
AUGGCAACAACAAAGCCCAUAACUAUGCUCGUGGCGCGCAGUCGUCCAUUAACUACUUUGACUGCCUCAACAAUUCGCACAUUCACACCCGUUGCAUCUAGAGCAACUUUCUCAACUUCUCAAUUUCGAGGCGCCACCCCAGCCGGUCCUCCCCCGCCCGGCUUCAGACUGCCAAAACCUGUAAGAUGGAACGAGAGUAAGGAGAGUACAAUGGAUAAGGCAGGGAAAUACUUUCUCAUGUCGGAGUUGUUCCGGGGAAUGUAUGUAGUACUAGAACAGUACUUUAGACCUCCAUAUACAAUUUAUUAUCCUUUCGAGAAGGGUCCAAUUUCUCCUCGAUUCAGAGGCGAGCACGCUUUACGAAGAUACCCUUCAGGAGAAGAACGAUGCAUUGCUUGCAAGCUUUGCGAAGCUAUCUGUCCCGCACAAGCUAUUACGAUCGAAGCGGAGGAGCGUGAAGAUGGAAGUCGCAGAACGACCCGAUACGAUAUCGAUAUGACAAAAUGUAUCUAUUGCGGAUUCUGCCAGGAGAGUUGUCCAGUUGAUGCCAUUGUGGAAUCACCAAACGCUGAAUACGCCACUGAGACGAGAGAGGAACUGUUGUACAACAAGGAGAAGUUACUGUCUAACGGAGACAAGUGGGAGCCGGAAUUGGCAGCAGCCGCAAGGGCUGAUGCACCAUAUAGAUAA